Amborella trichopoda is the source of this 1533-nucleotide messenger RNA. RefSeq names its product amino acid transporter AVT1I. Gene Ontology annotation, molecular function: L-amino acid transmembrane transporter activity. Gene Ontology annotation, biological process: amino acid transmembrane transport. The record is from RefSeq and is a predicted model, not a curated record. NCBI's taxonomy places the organism in Eukaryota, Viridiplantae, Streptophyta, Magnoliopsida, Amborellales, Amborellaceae. Gene Ontology annotation, cellular component: vacuolar membrane.
GGAGAUGCAUGAUUUUUGUAUUGAUCAAUCUCAACCUCACGAUUUCUCUUCUUAAUAAGGAAACGAUGAGAUGACGGGCUAGUGUUGUCAAGAGGAGAAACUUGAGAGAGGCAUGGAUAUUCUGCCGGAUGAGGAAUCUCAGUGUGUCGUUAAAGAUGUAGAGAGGGAGGGAACAACCGUGCUCCGCUCUUGCUUGAAUUGCCUCAAUAACUUAUGUGGAGUAGGAAUACUAUCAAUUCCAUAUGCACUCUCAGAAGCAGGGUGGAUUGGGCUGGCUCUCCUCUUCCUCCUGGCCAUUAUUUCUUGUUACACUGGCCUUCUUAUCCAAAGAUGCAUGGAGAAAGAUAAAAGCAUCAAAACCUAUCCAGACAUAGCCAACAGAGCCUUUGGCUAUAGAGGGAAAGUCAUAGUUUCAGUGUUUCUCUAUGUAGAGCUCUAUUUGGUAGCCAUAGAAUUCUUGAUCUUAGAAGGAGACAAUAUAGCAAAGCUGUUCCCCAAUAUGAGUUUCAAAGUUAUGGGGUGGAGAAUUGAGGGAAGUAAAGGGUUCACAAUUCUUUCUUCAUUAGUCAUACUACCUACUGUUUGGCUGAGGCGCUUGGGUUUGCUUGCUUAUGUUUCGGCCGGAGGGAUUUUGGCUUCGCUGGUUGUGGUUUGUUUGGUUUUUUGGGUGGGAGCGGUUGAUGGAGUCGGAUAUCAUUCGAAGGGAGUGGCUUUGAUUCCUAGUGGAAUUCCAACUGCUGUUAGCAUAUAUGCCUUCUGUUACUGUGGGCAUGCUGUCUUCCCUACAAUCUGUUCUUCCAUGAAAGACAGGACCAAGUUUUCAAAAGUCCUCAUCAUUUGUUUCAUUGUCUCGACCCUGAACUAUGGUGCCAUGGGGUUUCUUGGUUAUCUGAUGUACGGUGAAGAUGUGAAGUCCCAAAUCACACUAAACCUUCCUACUGAAAUACUCAGCUCCAAGAUAGCUAUUUACACCACUCUCAUUAACCCAUUCACAAAAUAUGCAUUGGUGGUGACCCCAAUUGCAGCAGCCAUUGAAGAUGCACUGCAACUUAGCAAGACUAAUAAGUUGGUACACAUACUAUUGAGAACAUCACUAUUGGUUAGCACACUUGUAGUGGCCCUUGCAAUCCCAAUAUUUGGAUAUUUAAUGGCCCUAAUAGGCUCUUCUCUAAGUUGCACUGUGUCUUUGAUACUUCCAUGCCUAUGUUAUCUCAAGUUCUUUGGGACCUCAAGGGCUGGUAGGGUGGAGACUACAUUGAUGGGUGGGGUUAUAGUUAUAGGUGCUUUGGUAGCAAUCUUGGGGACCUAUUGUUCACUAAAACAGAUUGUUAAGCAGUUAUAGAACCUCACAACUAAGAGGCCUAUGUCUUCCCACAGUUUGUAAAGGAUUUGAGGAGAUGCAAGUGUGUGUUUUAUCUGUGUCACUGAUUUGAGACUCGGCCGAGUCAACUCGUCCUCGCCCUAUGGGCAAGGCGAGUUUUAGCCGACUAUUAUGUACACUGUAAAUUUAACAUUUAUAUACUUAAGUUGUCA